AUGAGUAAUUUAACUUUUAUCAUAUUUUUAAUUUUUAUACCUAUUUUAGUAAUAAUUUUAUUAUUACUUAAUUUAUUAUUAUCUGUUCAUAAACCAUCUACUGAAAAAGUAGAAGUUUAUGAAUGUGGAUUUCAUCCUGUGGGUGAACAAACACGAUCUGCCUUUAAUGUACAAUUUUUUCUUUUAGGAUUGUUAUUUAUGAUUUUUGAUGUAGAGCUUAUUUUAUUUGCUCCUAUAGUUAUUUCUAUUAAAAAUGUAGAUUAUUAUGGAUUAACUAUAGCUAUUAUUUUCUUUAUUUUAUUAACUUUUGGAUUUAUAUAUGAAAUAGGUAAAGGAGCUAUUAAUAUUAAUAAUGUUUUACCUUUACAUAAUAAUAAAUUAAAUAUUAAAUCUUAUUAA
Dacryopinax primogenitus is the source of this 399-nucleotide messenger RNA. RefSeq lists its product as uncharacterized. The record is from RefSeq and is a predicted model, not a curated record. Gene Ontology annotation, molecular function: NADH dehydrogenase (ubiquinone) activity. The transcript has a single exon. Lineage: Eukaryota; Fungi; Basidiomycota; Dacrymycetes; Dacrymycetales; Dacrymycetaceae. Gene Ontology annotation, cellular component: NADH dehydrogenase complex. The coding region runs from base 1 to 399 and encodes 132 amino acids.